Molecule: messenger RNA, 9001 nt
Organism: Anarrhichthys ocellatus (wolf-eel)
Lineage: Eukaryota; Metazoa; Chordata; Actinopteri; Perciformes; Anarhichadidae
Gene: ptprfb
Product: protein tyrosine phosphatase receptor type Fb
Exons: 36
Coding region: 2527-8307 (1926 amino acids)
Biological process (GO): protein dephosphorylation
Molecular function (GO): protein binding; protein tyrosine phosphatase activity
Source: RefSeq, a predicted model, not a curated record
CUCUUGGGGGGGGGACAAAAGAUAAGUCCUAAAACUGCCUGAGCUACAAAAACUCACUGGAGACAACCGUUUUAAUCUGUCAUAGAGGGCUGCUGCUGCAGUCCAUCUGUGUUUUUGACUUUUAUUCUGCGCUGAAACGAAAUGAGCCCACACUGGAGAUGAAAUAGCUCAUGUUGUGCGACUGACACACUGCACGACAUUAGCUCACAACUCAUUUUCUCUCCCACUCUGCUGUUAAGACCACCGACCAAUAAUCUUUACAUCUACCUUCUACCGCUGUGUGAUUUGUUCAGCGAUUAGAUCUCGGGUGAAUGUGACAUUUGAGUUUGCGCCAACUAUUUUACACCCACAAAAAUACUUUUUCUUUUCCUCCUCAGGGGGGGAUGUGUGGGUGUAAUAAUUAUUCUCCAGAAGGUUCUCUUAUACUCUCAUGAGUUUGCAAGGAGUAAGAGGCCUCCAACAAAUCCAGAUUGGUUGUUCGCGGAUAGUCGUGAUUUAAAUUUGGUAGAAGCUUUUGUAAAUGGUGCAUGCUUGAGAUCCCUUUUUUUUUUUUAUUCAUAAGAUGGAAUAUAUAUUUAUAGUGUAUGUUAGGCCGAACAAAUUGAAAUACUUUUAAAUCACAUGGCCCGCAUCCCGUUUGUCUUCAACGAGAAGAAAGUUAAAGAUAAAACAAUUCUUUCUCUUGCUGAAAAGUCAGCUGUAUGCACAGAUCUGCAGCCUCAAGUAAAAUGAGACUGUCUCCCAUUGUUAACAACAAAGAGAAAUGUAGAACACGUUGCAAUCCGCCAUUUCCUUCAGCAGAGUUUAAGCACAGCAGACAUUCAACAUUGCUGCUUCUUGUGGAAACCCUCAUAAGUACCUUUUGGAAGUGCACUUUGAGUAUCUGUUGUCAUAUUUCUUUUAGGGACUGUAGUGUAUCAGCAGCAGUACUGCCCUCUUUAUAUAUAGGAGUAGGAGUCACACUAGCUGACAGUAUGGCACUUCUUCAAGCUCAUUUUCCCUCUUAGAGAGUAUUGACAUAUUAUGAUAUAGUUGUGUAUGAUUUAAUUAUUAAUGCAAGGUGAUAUUAUAAAUGACUUCAUUUGUCUCGGACUCACAGCUUGCAGCAUCAGCAAUGCCUCCCAUAUACAUAGGUUUAUAUAUAUAUAUAUAUAUAUAAACCUAUCAUUACGUCAAAGCAUCGCUAGAUGACUCGCGUUACAGUCCACACGGUAUUAUUGGGAUAAAUGAGCAAACCGCUCCCCAAGGUCCCGCAGCCCUGUGAUCUAUUAAGGCGCCGUCGUCUCGGAUGGUGAAUCUCGGGAGAGCGAGGGAAUUUUUUUGGGGGGGAAGAGAAUGGUUGUGCUGACAUUCUCUCUUACUGCAAUCCCUUGUCCUUGUAGGACGGAAGAGAAAAACAGCACCAGAGGCUGACUUGGCUGUUCCUCUGAGCUGUCAUAAAUCCAACUGAACAUUUCUGAACAUCUGUUGUGGAUGAUUAGCUCCACGGCUAGCAGAGUUUGACCGGAGGGAGUGAGAACCAGUGUGUGUGUGUGUGUGUGUGUGUGUGUGUGUGUGUGUGUGUGUACUCAAAGCCUUGCUGAUUUAGGAAUGGGGAUUUUACAUAUUUAUUGCAUUCAAAUAGAGAGAGAGAGAGGGGGGGGCAAAUUAUCACAAAUCAUGUUACUGGUCAUGUUGCAUUGGCACAGUCCCGUGGGAAUGCUUGUAUGUUUUAAGGUCACACUUUGUUAACCCCUUAGUUUCAGGGGAGUUUUUGUUAAAAAGUAGAAUUCGGGGAUGUUGGCUAUCCUAGAAAGCCUGGCCUUUGUAGUCAAGUGUAGGAUAAGCCUGCAUGUUAUUUCUCAUUCUCUCCCUGGAAGCUCGUCAAUAGAUAAGUGGCAAUGGAGUCUCAUAACAUCACGUGUGCUAGUACAUCAAACUGUGUUUUUUUUCCUACAUGCAGGUGCACUACAAAAUAGUUUCCCAUUGGACAAAGUUCAAAAAGGUAAGGCCCCCGCAGCCGCCUCCCUCUUCACACUGAAAUCUGACACCAAUGACAUCACGCGGUGGGUUUGGCUUCUCCCUGCCGUCCCUGCACACCAGCUCUCUCAGUGUGUGAACAAGCUCUGCCUCAGAAGGAUCUCUCUCGCCCUCCUCUCGCCACAUUGCUCUAUAGCCACAGCUGGAAACGUAUUGCUGGAGAGCCAAAAGACAAAGUUCCUCUGCUUUAAUGAAACGCUGUGAAUGGAAUAACUGAGCAAGGAACAAGGGACUACUUUUCGCUCUCACACUUUUUCAUAAAACGGGGAUAAUCUAUCGUGGAUACCGCUGGAUUUGGUUAUUCCUCGGAUUUGGGUUCUCUCUCUCUCUGUCUCUCUCUAUCUCUCUCUCUCUCUCUCUCUCUGCCUCUCUCUCUCUCUGGAAUAAGGAGUAAAAUCAUUUAUUCGUACGUGGACCUAACUGAGAUGCAUUGGUGUUAGUCUUUGAUCCUGUCAGAGUGGGACGUGUCUAGCUGGGACUGAGGAGGGAGCAGUGCCAUCUUGGAACAUGGGGCCUCACAGUCACCUGGCAGUGCCCCUCCUGCCCAGAGAGGCGUUGCCGUUCCUGCUUCUACUCAGCUGCAUGGUGUUGUCCUCGCAGGCAGACAGCGUGCCAAGUUUCGUCAAAUCCCCAGAGGACCAGACGGGCAUCUCGGGAGGAGUUGCGUCGUUUGUGUGCCUGGCCACCGGGGAGCCCAAACCCAGAAUCACCUGGAUGAAGAAAGGCAAGAAAGUCAGCUCCCAGCGCUUUGAGGUGAUUGAGUUUGAUGACGGCUCGGGCUCCGUACUGCGGAUCCAGCCACUGCGCACACACAGAGACGAAGCCAUUUACGAGUGCACAGCCACCAACAUUGCUGGCGAGAUCAACACCAGCGCCAAGCUUACAGUGCUUGAAGAGAACCAAGUCCCCCAUGGCUUCCCCACCAUCGAUAUGGGUCCCCAGCUGAAGGUGGUUGAAAAGACCAGAACUGCCACCAUGCUGUGUGCUGCCAGCGGAAACCCGGACCCAGAGAUAACAUGGUUCAAGGACAUGCUUCCUGUGGACAUCAGCAGCAGCAACGGACGCAUUAAACAGCUUCGUUCAGGUGGUACACCAAUUAGAGGAGCUCUGCAAAUAGAGAACAGCGAUGAGUCGGACCAAGGGAAAUAUGAAUGCGUCGCCAUGAACAGCGCUGGAACCCGUUACUCCUCUCCUGCCAAUCUCUACGUACGAGGUAAAUUGCGCAGAGUCCCACCCAGAUUCUCAAUUCCACCCACCAAUCAAGAGGUGAUGCCAGGCGGCAGCGUCAACCUGACGUGCGUGGCAGUGGGUUCGCCGAUGCCCUACGUUAAGUGGACGAUGGGUCAGCUGGAGCUGACGAAGGAGGAAGAGAUGCCUUUGGGACGCAACGUGCUGGAGGUCACCAACAUCCGUGAGUCGGGCAACUACACCUGUGUGGCCAUCUCCUCUCUGGGCAUGAUCGAAGCCACUGCUCAGGUCACUGUCAAAGCCUUGCCAAAGCCCCCCACCUCCCUCAUUGUGACCGAGACCACAGCUACCAGUGUGACUCUCACCUGGGACUCUGGAAACCCAGAACCCGUCUCCUACUACAUGAUCCAGUACAGAGCCAAGACCUCAGACAAUGGCUUCCAGGAAGUGGAAGGUGUGGCCACGACCCGAUACAGCAUUGGCGGACUUAGCCCCUACUCCGAGUAUGAGUUUCGCGUUAUGGCUGUCAACAACAUUGGCCGUGGGCCGCACAGCGACCCUGUGGAGACGCGCACCGGUGAACAGGCCCCCUCCUCGCCACCUCUGCACGUCCAAGCGCGCAUGCUGAGUGCCAGCACAAUGCUGGUACAGUGGGAACCGCCCGAGGAACCCAACGGGCAAAUCAGGGGCUACCGGGUCUACUACAGCUCAGACCUGACGGCUCCGCUCAGCGCUUGGCAGAAACACAACACCGAUGACAGCAGUCUGACUACCAUCUCAGGCCUGACUCCUGAUAUCACCUACAGCCUCAGGGUGCUGGGCUUCACCUCAGUAGGUGACGGGCCACCUUCUGACAUCCUGCAAGUGAAAACCCAGCAGGGAGUCCCUGCCCAGCCAUCCAGCUUUGAGGCUGAAGCCGAGCUGGACAGCCGCAUAAUGCUAACGUGGCUGUGGCCCGUACAGGACCUCAUCACUAAGUAUGAGCUGCAGUACUGGGAGGCCAGCUCGGAGAACAAGAUACAUGUGACCUUCAACCCAGCCGGUUCCUAUGCUGUGGAGGGUCUAAAGCCUGACACCUUGUACCGCUUCUCCCUGGCAGCCCGCUCUGAGAUGGGUUUAGGCGUCUAUACUCAGCCCAUGGAGGCUCGCACCGCCCAGUCCACCCCAUCCGCCCCCCCUCAGGAAGUACAUCUGGUCAGCCUGAGCUCCACCAGCCUCAAGGUGAGUUGGGUGGCGCCGCCCGCCGCUAGCCGCCACGGCGCCAUCGUGCGCUACACGGUCAGCUACCAGGGCCUGGCUGGGGAGGACACGGACCGGCAUGUGGUGAUGGAGAUCGGCGCAGACGCCUCUAGCUAUGUGCUGGAUGGCCUGGAGAAAUGGACUGAGUAUCAGGUGUGGGUGAGGGCACACACUGAUGUGGGCCCGGGCCCUGAGAGUGCCCCAGUGAGGAUGAGGACCAAAGAGGAUGUGCCUGGAGCACCCCCCAGGAAGCUCGAGGUUGAGGCCAUAAACUCCACAGCAAUCCGGGUUACCUGGAAGCCGCCCAUACAGGGGAAGCAGCACGGCCAAAUCCGUGGCUACCAAGUCAUUUUCUCUCGCCUCGAAAACGGUGAACCGCGAGGCCACCCUAACAUCAUGGACGUUGCUUUGCCAGAGGCACAGUGGAAUAUUGAGGAGUCCACCGAGCAUGAGGCCAUUAUUGCUGGACUGCACUCUGAAACCACCUACUCUGUCACUGUAGCAGCGUACACCACCAAGGGAGACGGAGCUCGCAGCAAAGCUAAAGUCAUCACCACUACUGGUGCAGUGCCAGGCAAGCCCGCUAUGAUGAUCAACCCCACUAAUGGCAACACAGCGCUGAUCCAGUGGCAGCCGCCUAAGGAAAUGGUGGGUGAGCUGAUGGGCUACCAGUUGCAGUACAAGCGCACCGAUGAGGAAACCUACACCUCACGCGAGCUAAGAAAGACCGACGACCAUUACACCGUCACUGGGCUGCACAAAGGCACCACCUACAUCUUCCGUCUCAGCGCCCGGAACCGCGCAGGCAUCGGUGAGGCCUACGUGAAGGAGAUCAGCACCCCUGAAAACGUGCCCUCAGGCUUCCCGUUCAACCUUCAAGUCACAGGACUGACCCAGUCCAGCACCCAGCUGACAUGGGAGCCCCCGCUGGUUGCCGAAAGGAACGGGAAGAUCGUACACUACGUGGUUGUGUACAGGGACAUCAACAGUCAGCAGAACAGCACAAACCGCACGGCCGACACGCACAUGACUAUCCAGGGCCUCAAUCCUGACACCACCUACGACAUCCGGGUACAGGCCUUCACCAGUAAGGGCGGGGGACCCCUCAGCCCCAGCAUUCAGAGCAGGACCAUGUCCAUUGAUUUUCCCACCCUGAAUUUUGGUGUCAAAGCAGUCAUGAAAACUUCUGUCCUCCUCACCUGGGAUUUGCCACAAAACUACAAAUCCCAGGCACCUUUCAAGAUCUUGUACAACCAGCAAAGCGUGGAAGUGCAGGGAAACCUGAAGAGGAAGCUGAUCGCGCAGCUGCAGCCAGACACAGACUACUCUUUUGUGCUGACAAGCAGGGGCAACAUUGCUGGAGGUCUGCAGCAGCAGGUGUCCAUCCGCACUGCCCCAGACCUGAUCCAGACUAAGCCCAGCACACAUCAGGUUCAGGGUGGCAAGAUGACCAUCAACCUGCCCAAGGUCCAGACCACCACACGUGUCAGGUGGUACUACAUAGUGGUGGUGCCGGUGUCUCAGUCAACCCGGCGAUGGAAGAAUCCAGACGAGAUGGACCUGGACGAGCUGCUCAAGUCCAGUGAAGGCCCUGUCCUGAGGCGCCGACGUCACCUGGAUUCCUCCAAGCCGUACAUUGCUGCCAAGUUGGCCUCACUGCCGACCACCUUCACCGUGGGUGAUGAGAAGAGGUACAACGGCUUCUACAACAAGCCGCUGACCAGUUCGCAGGAGUACCUCUGCUUUGUCGUGGCUGUUCUCAGAUACGAAGGAGCUGACACCACUGCUAAUUAUAUGACAUUUUCAGCCAGUCCCUACUCGGACCCGAUCCAGGUCACAACAACUUUGCCUCAGGGGAUGGAGCAACCCGAAAUGUUGUGGGUUAUGGGCCCAGUGCUGGCUGUGGUCAUCAUCAUCAUCAUCGUCAUCGCCAUCCUGCUCUUUAAGAACAGCAAACAGGAAAGGAAGCGGGCAUCGCCCCUACCCAAAGAUGACCACUCUGGUGGGGUGAAAGACUCCCUGCUGGCCAACUCCUCUGACCCCGUGGAGAUGAGAAGACUCAACUGCCAGACCCCAGGUCCCAGCUCUCAUCGCUGCCCCAACACUCCAAGAAUGAGGGAGCACCCACCCAUUCCAGUCAUUGAGCUGGCUGACCACAUAGAGCGAUUGAAGGCCAACGACGGCCUCCGCUUUUCCCAGGAGUAUGAGUCCGUUGAUCCAGGCCAGCAGUUUACCUGGGAGAACUCCAACAUGGAGGUCAACAAGCCAAAGAAUCGCUAUGCAAACGUCAUUGCCUAUGACCACUCCAGAGUGGUGCUCACCUCUGUUGACGCCGUUCCAGGAAGUGACUACAUCAAUUCCAACUACAUUGACGGCUAUAGGAAGCAGAAUGCCUACAUUGCCACACAGGGGCCACUGCCAGAGACACUGAGCGACUUCUGGAGGAUGGUUUGGGAGCAAAGAUCAAACACCAUCGUCAUGAUGACCCGACUGGAGGAAAAGUCACGGGUGAAGUGUGACCAGUACUGGCCGGUGCGAGGCACAGAGACCUAUGGAAUGAUCCAGGUCACCAUGCUGGACACCGUGGAGUUGGCCACUUACAGCGUCCGUACUUUCGCUCUCUACAAGAAUGGCUCCAGUGAGAAGAGAGAGGUGAGACAGUUCCAGUUCAUGGCCUGGCCAGACCACGGGGUGCCAGAGUACCCCACCCCCAUCCUGGCCUUCCUUCGGAGGGUAAAGGCCUGCAAUCCUCCAGAUGCUGGGCCCAUGGUGGUCCACUGCAGUGCGGGUGUGGGCAGGACCGGCUGCUUCAUCGUGAUCGAUGCCAUGCUGGAGCGCAUGAAGCACGAGAAGUCUGUAGACAUCUACGGCCACGUGACGUGCAUGCGUGCCCAGAGGAACUACAUGGUCCAGACCGAGGACCAGUACAUCUUUAUCCACGAAGCACUGCUGGAGGCCGCCACAUGCGGCAACACUGAGGUUCCGGCACGCAACCUGUACGCCCACAUCCAGAAACUCACCCAGCCCCCGCCCGGUGAGACGGUUACUGCCAUGGAGUUGGAGUUCAAGAGACUGGCCAACUCCAAAGCCCACACAUCACGCUUCAUCAGCGCCAACUUACCCUGCAACAAGUUCAAGAACCGCCUGGUCAACAUCAUGCCUUUUGAGUCCACCCGCGUCUGCCUGCAGCCCAUCCGUGGCGUCGAGGGCUCCGACUACAUCAACGCCAGCUGCAUUGACGGCUACAGACAGCAGAAGGCCUACCUGGCAACACAGGGCCCCCUGGCAGAGACCACCGAGGACUUCUGGAGGAUGCUGUGGGAGCACAACUCCACCAUCGUCGUCAUGCUCACCAAGCUACGAGAGAUGGGACGGGAGAAGUGCCAUCAGUACUGGCCAGCAGAGCGUUCAGCCAGGUAUCAGUACUUUGUGGUGGAUCCAAUGGCUGAGUACAACAUGCCCCAGUACAUCCUCAGAGAGUUCAAAGUCACAGAUGCCAGGGACGGCCAGUCCAGAACAAUCCGCCAAUUCCAGUUCACUGACUGGCCCGAGCAAGGAGUGCCAAAAACGGGAGAAGGCUUCAUUGAUUUCAUUGGACAAGUGCACAAAACCAAGGAACAGUUUGGACAGGAUGGACCAAUCACUGUACACUGCAGUGCCGGGGUUGGCAGGACCGGAGUCUUCAUCACCCUCAGCAUCGUGCUGGAGAGGAUGAGGUACGAAGGAGUGGUCGACCUCUUCCAGACAGUGAAGACACUUCGCACCCAGCGGCCUGCCAUGGUGCAGACCGAGGACCAGUACCAGUUGUGCUACAGGGCAGCAUUGGAGUACCUGGGGAGCUUUGACCACUAUGCAACAUAACCACUCCCACCGAGCAGCCUGCCUGGUCAAACCUCUCAGGAGUGUGCCAAGUGUCCCAUCUCAGCCACCAUCCACUCACUUGAACCCCCAAAAAAACCCGACCCCCUCGCAGCUACCAGAGGGGAGGAGAAAGGGACGCGCUUGCAGACGGGGUUCAACCAAUCACAGAGAUCCACGCCGACUUAUCCAACGACAUGAGAUUUUGCUUUAAAAAUAAUAACAGAAACAUUACAAUGACAAUGACAAAUAUGACAACACUUGUACAGAUACGACAGCGCAGAUUGGCAGUUCGCCUCUCUGCUCUGUCGAAGCCAAACCUCCCUGAUUGUCAAAGGCUACUGGUAGCACUAAGAGAGCACUCUCUCUCUGUUUUUUUGUUAAAUUUAUUGUCAAUAUUAUGAUUCAUUAUGUCAAAUGUUAUUGUUUAGUAUAUUUGUUGUUUUAAUAAUCAUUUUAACAUCAGACAUUUUGUUCUGUCUUAAACUGCCCAGCCUGGGGCAUGCAUUACUUUCAUAAUCGGUACUUUUUUUGUUUUUAUUCUUAUUUUAGGGUACUUUAGCACAAGGGACAUGUAUUUUUAACAUGUUCCUAGAUACUAAUACAGGAGGACCACUGUUCUCUGAGCUGCUGUCAGAUUUCUUUUGUCACCUGACAUUAUUGUUUUAUUCAUUGUAUGUGUCAUAAAUAUUGUGUU